This is a messenger RNA of Owenia fusiformis, 1561 nucleotides long. Lineage: Eukaryota; Metazoa; Annelida; Polychaeta; Sabellida; Oweniidae. The record is from the annotation of a GenBank genome assembly.
AUGUUUCAAAAUAUUUGUUUUCGUGUCAUUUCUAGACGGGAAGGCGGUGCUGUGAUGUUUUUAAGGGAAUGAAACAAUAAAUAAGAUGCUCCGCUGUGUUUUUGUAAAGUUGAACAUGUUAAACCAUUUACGACAUGGGCCUAAGUUUUAAUAAAAAAUAAAAUGAUUUUUGCAGUGAAGCUUGGCAAUGAGUACUCCUAGCGUGCUGUUGUUGGGGCACAGCCUGGUAAAGAGGGUUGAGGUACCCAGUGAUUCAUUCUCUGAAGAAACGUUGAAGAAAUGCCCACCAUCAUUGGAUUUAAAUGAGAACCAAUGCUUCUUAACAUAUGAAGGAGUGCUAGGGGGAGAUUUUAAAAAGUUGAAUGAAAGUGCUAUUUGGAAAUCCAUGAAUAAUUUUGAUGUUGUAGUUGCUCAGAUAGCUGGUAAUGAGAUUGACAAUUUUGCAAUGUCAGAAGAGAGAAUAACUGAGGUGUUCCAAGAGACUAUAGACAUGAUACAUAGGAUAUGGCGGCGAGUAGCUAAAGUGGUCCUGUUCAAGUUGUUUUAUAGACGAAUGUCUCUGGCACAUUCUUUAAGAAUACGAUCUCUGGAGCAGCAAGUGAGUUAUAACAACAAUGUUGACAGAGUAAAUAGGAGGUUAGCUCAGGUGCUAGAUCAUUUAACAGGUACCUAUCUUUGGAGGACAAAGGGACAGGUGAUGAAUGGCCUCGACAUGUUAGGAGAGGAUGGUACCCAUUUUAACAAAGAUGGGCACUAUAAAUACUGGAGAUCAUUGAGGGGAGCAGUGCAUGGCCUACCAAGUAAGUGGUCAUGGGCAUGUUUACGUUGUCUUCCUUUUGUGGGGAAACCCCAAAACCCAGGGAUGGCACAAGGUCAGCAAAAAAAACCUUGGGAUGGUGCAAGGUCAGCCGCAAAACCCUGGGAUAGCGCAAGGUCAGCCACGAAAUCCAUUAAACCCCGUAGUGGUACAGAAUCAACCUCAAAACCCAGUGAUGGCACAGGGUCACCCACAAAACCCUGUGAUGAUACAGGGUCAGCCCCAAAACCCUGGAGGGGCACAGGGUAUCAUGCUAAAUCCUGGUAUGGCCCAGGUAAAUCCAGGUCAGGGACAACUACAAAAGCCCGGCACGGGCCAGGGGUAUCAACAAAAGCUAGGUAUGGGCAGGGUUUCAAUCCAAACCCUGGUAUGGGCCAGUAUUCCAUCAAGGGAUACAAAACCAGGAAAUGGUUGGACAAGAAAAUAAAUCCCAUGGGACAGUGGCCGGGACAAGAUCAGGGACAAGGCUUCAUGCAGAACCUUGGUAUGGGCCAAGGCAAUGUCCCAGUUCAGAACUGGCUUGUGGAGGUGGUUCUGUUCAUAUUUGAGGUGGUGUUCACCAAGGAGAGUCGCACCCCCUUGGUGAGUCUCAACUGUAAUGUCAGCGGUGAUCUACAUCUAGUACCACAUGCAAAUGGAGUGUUAUGGCGUAACUUUAAACUGCAGCAUGAUGAAGCUGAUGCGUAUGAUAGCUUCAUUAUGCAGGAUUUCCCCAGGGCAGGCAAUGUGGAGCAGCUACCAUAG